AUGCGACAAUGGAAUCUCAUAAUUUCUAUACUUCUAUUGGGGAUCUUCAUUAUAUGGUUAAUCUACUAUAUAAUAUGUAAUGCAUUGGAAUAUCGUUCACCACCUCGAAUGGUAUACGAAACUGAUGUUCUUCGAUAUACAAAUGCUACAUUGGGCCGACGUCGUAUUCCUCGAUUAAUUCAUCAAACAUAUCGUACACACGAUGUUCCUUCUAUUUGGAAUGCAACAGUUCAGUCAGUUAUCGAAAAAAAUCUCGGCGAGUUUAAAUAUCGUCGAUGGUCUCAUGCUGAAAUGGAUGCUUUUGUCAAGGAACAUGAGCCUAAAUUUUAUUGGAAGACGUACAUAACCUAUCCGUAUGAUAUGCAGCGUAUCGACUCAUUUCGAUAUGUUCUUAUGUUUUACUUGGGUGGCAUCUAUGUUGACAUGGACAAUGGUUGCAAUCGUCCUUUUCGUGACUUAGUAGUUACUCUAGAAUCACUUGAUCCAAAUGCAACUUAUUUGGCUGCUUUUCCUCAACGUGAAUCGUUCGGAGUUGAAAGUGAUUUUUUGAUCAGUAGUGCUGGCCAUCCAUUAUAUAGGCAACUAAUUUCUCGACUACAUCUGUUCAAUCACUAUUAUAUUUUCCAGUUUUGGACAAUGCUACUCAGUGCCGGUCCUAUAUAUGUCUCUAUUCAAGAACGACUUUUCACAUCAUCGGAACAGGCAGUUGUACGUCUGUUGGAUUUUAGUGUCUUUCGGCCUAUGUUUAUUAGAAAAGAAAAUGGAUUUACAUGGAUUGGUCGAGAUGCUCAUUUUCUGUUCUAUAUUAGUGCCAAGAGUGGUAUUAUUCUAUGGUAUUGCAAAAUAUUUAUUAUCAUUAUUGUUCUUUUUACUUUAAUUAGAUGGUGCAAACAAAAACAAAAAAUAACUUUUAAUUAUAUCUAUUCUCGUAAACGAUGA
Rotaria sp. Silwood2 is the source of this 939-nucleotide messenger RNA. NCBI's taxonomy places the organism in Eukaryota, Metazoa, Rotifera, Eurotatoria, Philodinida, Philodinidae. The record is from the annotation of a GenBank genome assembly.